Molecule: messenger RNA, 2454 nt
Organism: Fraxinus pennsylvanica
Lineage: Eukaryota; Viridiplantae; Streptophyta; Magnoliopsida; Lamiales; Oleaceae
Source: the annotation of a GenBank genome assembly
AUGACUCCGAAACAGAAACGAAAGCUGAAUUUUGUAAGAAGAAGACCACGGCCACCAGCAGGCGGAGGAUUCGAUCGUCUCCUCCGUCGGCGCAUCGAGUUGAGCGGGAAGAAACACGCUUCCGUCGAUCAAUUGGUGGAAUAUCUUCGCUUCACCUAUCGAGAGUAUGAACGCCACAAGCUCCAGCCUUUCACUAAAGGGGUUCAGCAAAUACUCGAAGAUAUGGAUGAUCGUAAUAAUGAAGAAUAUGAUGAGGAAGGGAUUCCUUCGAGAAGAAAGAGGCUAAAGAAAGUUGAGGAAGAUGAAGAGAAAACGCGACUCAUAGAAAACCAUUAUAAUAAAAUGAGGGCUGGGAGAAUUAAUGAUGAUUUUGAGAAUGAUAUUGGCUCGUCAUCCUCGAUGGCAUCAGCUGCUAGCACUAGUACUUCGGAAUCUGAAUCGAACAACUCAUCAGAGGAAGAUACUUGUACGGAGGAUGCUAUUUAUGAGGAUAAAUCUGAGCCAAAGUUUGAUUUGAUAAAGUCGAUGCUACGUGAUAAUUAUAAUGAAAAAUCAAAGAAAAUGGGGAAAGAGGUAGAAAACAAGGAGGAGAUGGAAAUGGAAGUUGUGACUAACGAGGGCAAGGAGGUAAAUUUGAUGAACGAGAGGCCUAAAACUGGAGGUAAUGGUUUGUCUUUUAUCAAUAACAAAAGUAGUGACAUUCGGGAAAAUAACUCCAAUGGACCACUGUUUAAGGAUUUGGGGGGGAUGAGUGAAGUGUUGGAGAAGUUGGAAAACGAGGUGAUUUUUCCAUAUUAUAACUCACAUGUGCUACGAAGCAUUGGAGUGGAACCGAUGUCAGGGAUCUUGUUGCACGGGCCACCUGGGUGUGGGAAAACUAAGCUAGCCAAUGCCCUUGCCAAUGAGGCCGGUUUUCCCUUUUAUAAGAUAUGUGCUACCGAAUUGGUGUCUGGAGUUUCAGGCACAUCAGAAGAAAAUAUAAGAGAUCUAUUUACUAAGGCCCACAGGACAGCCCCAUCCAUUGUGUUCAUAGAUGAGAUUGAUGCGAUAGCUACUAAACGGGAAAUUUCGAAUAGGGUAAUGGAGCAACGAAUUGUGACACAAUUGAUGUCAUGCAUGGAUGAGUCAUCGAGAAUUGUCAAACCCGUAUCCAGAAGUGGGACUGCUGAGAGUUCGGAUUGUAGGCCUGGGUAUGUACUCGUAAUUGGAGCAACAAAUAGGCCUGAUGCUAUUGAUCCUGCAUUAAGGAGGCCUGGACGGUUUGACCGUGAGAUUUAUAUCGGUGUUCCGGACGAAAGUGCAAGGGUUGAUAUUUUGUCUGUCCUCACUCAAAAUUUUAAAGUUGAAGGUGCUUUUGAUCUUCUGAAGAUAGCUAAGUCCACUCCAGGGUUUGUUGGAGCUGACUUGGCAGCACUUACUAAAAUGGCUGGCAUUCUAGCCAUGAAUCGGAUGGCAUGCGAACGAAAGGCUGAGGUUUGUAAAGGGGAGCCUAGUGAAAAAUGGUGGAAACAACCUUUCUUACCAGAAGAAAUAGAAAACCUCAGCGUCACAAUGGAUGAUUUUGAGAAAGCUGCUAAAAUGGUUCAACCUUCAUCUAGAAGAGAAGGAUUUUCUGCAAUUCCAAGUGUAAAGUGGGAGGAUGUUGGUGGACUUCAAUUACUGAGAGAAGUUUUUGACCGUGACAUAGUUAGGCGGAUUAAGUAUCCCAAAGAUUAUGAGGAUUUGGAUUUAGAGACGGGAAUUUUGCUUUAUGGUCCUCCGGGUUGUGGAAAAACAUUAAUUGCCAAAGCGGUUGCCAAUGAAUCAGGAGCAAAUUUCAUUCAUAUUAAGGGCCCUGAACUUCUCAGUAAAUAUGUUGGUGAAAGUGAGUUGGCUGUUCGGACAAUAUUCAAUCGUGCUAGGAUGUGUUCUCCGUGCAUCCUUUUUUUUGAUGAGGUGGAUGCUUUGACAACUAGACGCGGUCAAGAAGGGGGAUGGGUUGCUGGGCAGGUCUUGAAUCAGUUACUGGUAGAGCUAGAUGGUGCAGAUCAGCGAAAAGGUGUUUACGUAAUUGGUGCCACGAAUAGACCUGAAGUCAUGGACUGUGCCCUCCUUCGACCAGGAAGAUUUGGUAAACCACUAUAUGUCCCUCUUCCCAGUCCACAUGAUCGCGGUUUAAUCUUGACAGCUCUUGGUAGUAACAAGCGUAUAGAUGCAAAUGUGGACUUGAUGGCAAUUGGAAGCAGUGAUGCUUGUAAAAAUUUUAGUGGAGCCGACCUCUCUGCUCUGAUGAAUGAAGCUGCUAUGUUAGCUAUUGAGGAUAAACAGAGUUCGAGGAAUGAGAUUUCAGAUGGUGCACCAUGGAUCAUCAAAGAAAUACACUUCAAGCGGGCACUGGAGAAAAUAACUCCAUCUGUUUCAAACGCGCAAAUCCGAUACUACGAACUCUUGCCACAAAGCUUCAAAGCUGCUUAA